CGUGGUUUCAUAACUUCUCCCAAAUGGUGUUUAGGCUUUUAUGCGUUGUCCGAGCAUUUUAAAAAGAAACUAUACUCUCUUUUAGUAGACAUCGAGAUCUCCUGCAACCACAAACUCUCAUUUGAGUAACGUGACUCACUCAAAGCCAUCUUCUUCUAUAAAUAGAACGAGAGAAACCCACUUCAAACACCAAACCAAAUACCUUCCUCUUCUUUCUCUGAAAACUCCAACUUAGAGAGUAGAGAGACAAUGAAGUGUUCUUUUACAAAACCAGUGCUGUUCGCUUGUGCAAUCCUUCUCAUUCUCAUUGUUGCUCAAGAGAACAGAGUCGCUGCGGUAGAGCCAUGUGAUCCAAUGCAGCUGAGUCCAUGCUUGGACACCAUAAGGAAAGGGUCUAAGCCAUCGGAUCAGUGUUGCAAGAAGGUGAAGGAGCAACAGCACUGUGUUUGCCAGUACUUGGAGAACCCUAACUUCAAAUCUUUCCUUAACUCACCCAACGCCAAAAAGAUCGCCACUGAUUGUCAUUGCCCAUAUCCCAAGUGCUAGUCCAAGUAUUUUAUGUUGUCAUUUUCGAUGUUCUGUUUCUUUGCUUUCAAGACCCAAGAAAGGGUGUUCCCUUUUGGGUCAUCAUUGUGGGUUUGUAUUGGUCAAUAAGUUAAACACAUCAUCAUGGAUGGUUUUUUCUCUACUUCAAGUUUCUUACUUCACGACUUUUCCAAUCUCAAUGAUAAUAUUACACAAGUAGACAGUCUCUAAAUAUUCCAAUCUCCCUAAAUGUGGAUGCAUUUUUUUUUGUCACGUUUGGCCAAAUUAAUCGGUCCUAUCUUUUAAUUGAACUCCUCCUCUAUGAUUAAAUUGAUCAUAACAGGUGGAAUUUAUUACGUUAACCGACCUGGUUUAAACUGAACCAGAUAAUAUUCCCAAAACCGGCCAAUGGUUUAUUGGCUUUAUUAUUCUGUUUAGCCCUCUCGUCGUCGUCUUGUCCCGCCGAUCACGAAAUCGAGAAUCGUUUCUCUCAACUCAGUCUCAAGAUCUUAGAUCUUAGAUCUCGACGCCGUUCGUUGUCCCCGUCGCUUAAUCGAGUAUGAAUCGGGAAGCAGCUGAAACAGCGAGGGAGUCGUUGGAGCUGGUGUUUAGGAUGUCGAACAUAUUGGAGACGGGGCUGGAUCGACAUACUUUGUCAGUUCUCAUUGCUCUUUGCGAUAUUGGUCUUAACCCUGAGGCUCUCGCUACUCUCGUCAAGGAGCUUCGUAGGGAUACUACUACUCCUACAACUACAACUACGCUAGAUUAAACAAGAUUAGAUAAUCAAAUGUCAUUUAGAUAAUCAAUUGUUAAGCUUCGAUUUCAUUUUGCCAUUGCUUGUGUAAAUUAGGAUUCGUUAGGUGAAUGUUUCUUCUUGUGUGCUUAAGAGACAAUGACAUAAUAAUCAUCUUCUUUCAUUUUAAGG
Messenger RNA from Camelina sativa (false flax), 1450 nucleotides. Its product is annotated as mitotic-spindle organizing protein 1B. Gene Ontology annotation, biological process: mitotic spindle assembly; microtubule nucleation by interphase microtubule organizing center; gamma-tubulin complex localization. Lineage: Eukaryota; Viridiplantae; Streptophyta; Magnoliopsida; Brassicales; Brassicaceae. Gene Ontology annotation, cellular component: spindle; gamma-tubulin ring complex; interphase microtubule organizing center. The record is from RefSeq and is a predicted model, not a curated record.